CUCCGUCCCGCCAUUGCUACCAUGGGCGUGCUCUCCAAGCUCUUUGCCAUCGCCGCCGCCGUCGCGCCGUGCGUCGCCCGGGACGGCCUCAAGAACGUCGUUUACUUUAUGGAGUGGAGCAUCUACGCGCGCAACUUUCACAUAUUCGACCUCGAUUGGUCGCGCAUCACGCAUGUCAACUACGCCUUUGGCAAGCCCAACGCCGACGGUACCGUGCAGCUCUACGACACGUGGUCCGCGACCGACAAGCGCUACAUUGACCACGGCGACUCGUGGAACGACCUCGGGAACAAUGUCUAUGGCCAAUUCGGGCACGCCAACAAGAUGAAAAAGAUGCACCGGCACGCCAAGUUUGGGCUCUCGAUCGGCGGCUGGACGCUCAGUGGCCUCUUUAGCGGGUUUGCGGCGACCGAGAUGGGCCGGCGAACGUUCGCAUCGAGCGCGGUGCAACUCAUGCUCGACCUCGGCCUCGACUUUAUCGACAUUGAUUGGGAGUACCCCGUCGAAGGCGGCAACGCGAUUCCGCACUCACCUGACGACAUGGCCAACUUUGUGCUCCUUUUGCAAGCUAUUCGUGACGCGUACGCAUCACUGCCAUUCCUCGCCGAGCUCAGCGUCGCGUCGCCAGCCGGACCCGAAAACUAUGCGCACUGGGACUUUCCAUCCGUGUGUGGGCUCGUCGACCAUGUCAACUUGAUGGCGUACGACCUCGCUGGCAGCUGGAGUGCGUACACCGACUACCAAAACAACUUGUUUGCGGACCCGCAGCAUCCAUCUGGGAAGCAAUAUUCGAUCGACCGCGCAGUGCAAGACUACAUCUCCGGCGGCUGUCCGAGCGAGAAGAUCGUCAUGGGCAUCCCGCUCUAUGGCCGGUCGUUUGAAAACUCACACGGUUUGUACACGCCGUUUACAGCGCCGACCACCGGCUCGUGGGUCUCGGGCAGUGACGGCGCCGGCGUCUGGGACUACAAGAUCUUACCGCGCCCGGGCGCGACCGAGCUCUACGAUGAAAAGCUCGGCGCCGGCUACAGCUACGACGCCAAUUCGCGCGUCUUUACGUCCUACGAGACGCCCCGCAGCCUCGCCGCCAAGCUCGAGUACAUUGACAAGUACGCUCUCGGUGGCACCAUGUUUUGGGCGGGCGACGCCGACGCGCCGUUGGCAUCAGGGCGGUCGCUGAUUGCGCAGGCACACGACUUCUUUGGCCGUGACAAGCUGGCAUUGUACGACAACAACGUAGCGUACCCGACGUCCAAGUACGCCAACAUCCGCAACAGCUCGUCGUCGGGCACCGAGACGCCGGCGGUUGCAGCAGUUGCGACGCGAGCGCCGUCGGUACUUGCGACGAGCGCGCCGCCUGCAGCCACGGACACACCGGAAGAGGACGCAACGGAAGCGCCAGCGACGGACGCACCUACGCAGACGGUCGCGCCGCACCGUCCAUCGAGCGAGGCGUGCGCCGGGUACCGCAACACGUGCUUUUGGCCGCUGACCAAGUUGCCGCUUGCGUACACCAAGAGCGACUGCGACAAGUUCAAAGGCACGUUUGUGUGGUGCCCCUAGUCGAUCCAAAGUGUCUUAGUGUCUCACAUUCCUGCAUCGUAUCGUCCUUUUUAUUUCCAUGACCACUAAGAACUGUGUGCGUCUUGUUGCA
This is a messenger RNA of Saprolegnia diclina VS20, 1654 nucleotides long. RefSeq lists its product as hypothetical. NCBI's taxonomy places the organism in Eukaryota, Oomycota, Saprolegniomycetes, Saprolegniales, Saprolegniaceae. Gene Ontology annotation, cellular component: extracellular region. The record is from RefSeq and is a predicted model, not a curated record. Gene Ontology annotation, molecular function: chitin binding; chitinase activity. The transcript has a single exon. The coding region runs from base 22 to 1563 and encodes 513 amino acids. Gene Ontology annotation, biological process: chitin catabolic process; carbohydrate metabolic process.